AUGGCCUAUACCGACGAUGCGGUUCUCUCAAAGCUCUCAGCUUUGAAUGAGAGCCAUGAUAGCAUUGCAACUACGGCUCAAUGGAUCAUGUUCCAUCGCCGACAUGCAUCCCAGACUGUCCACCUGUGGUUGACCAAGUUGAAAGACCUGCCCAGCCACAAGAGGCUGAACAUGAUCUACCUUGCCAAUGAGGUCACCCAGCAGUCCAAGGCUCGGCACAAAGAUGACUUCCUGAAUGCCUUCUCUCCCUACAUCGCGGAUGCGACAGCCCUCGCAUACAAGGGUGCCCCGCCCGAUAUCCAGGCUAAGCUGCGCAGAGUCCUGGACGUCUGGAAGGAGCGGUGUAUCUUUGAUCGUGACAUUCUCCAGGACAUUGAGGCCAAGUUUGCGGAAAUUGAUCGCAGCCGCCCCCAAGCCCCCUUCGGAGGUGGCUUCAGCAGUUCGGCUCCCUCUAUCCCCUCCGAACUCCAGCCUCUUGUUGCUCCCCAGCUGGCCGUCACUAAGAGCCUGCAGCCCGCUAAAACGGCCGUCACUAAUGCUAACGCCGAGUACGACAAGCUCUCCGAUCCGACCGCCAACGCGACCACUCCCCUUCCUGUCCAGGCCGCCCGUCUCAACGGCCUGCUGAAGACUCUCGCCAAUGCCGAGGGCGCCGUGACCGAGUGCAUCCGGGCUCGGCGCGACCUGAUCCGCGAGCUGGAGAAGAUCCUUGCAACCACCCGCGACGCGCUCGCUACCGAUGAGAAGAAGAUGAUGGAGCUUAGCGCGCGCAGGACCGAAGUCGAGCAGCGCAAGCAGGCUAUCGAACGUGCUAUCGUCGCCGGUGCUUCAGGGAACGGCAAUGGCGCUUCUGUCCCUGCCGAAGGUGCCCCCGCAACUCUGCCGGUCCCUGAGCCCGACCGUCCCCAGGUCGAGGCCCUCACUCCGCCUCACAUCCAGGAUCAUUCGGGCGAUCUCCAGAGCACCAAUCAGCCACCUGCGGCAGUGCCUUUCCACGUCGGCCCUGCUCCUACCUCUAUUCCUUCUGCUUCCCAGACCACUGCAGCUCCCAACCCCUUCCUGAGUGCCGGUGCACCAGGUAUUGAGAUGUUAUCUAAUCUAGCGUCGCAGUACUCCUCUGUGCCAGUCAUGAACAACGGUGUGGGCACCGCGAACAAAAAGCGUAAGAUUGGCGAUGCGACUGCGAAUGAUGAUUUUCCGGAUCUGGGCAAUGAUGAUGGGAUUGAUGCCGAGGUGAGGGAGAUGCUUAGGAGCGAGAGUCAGGGGCAGGGGUCGUAG
This is a messenger RNA of Thermochaetoides thermophila DSM 1495, 1278 nucleotides long. RefSeq lists its product as uncharacterized. The transcript is spliced from 4 exons. The coding region runs from base 1 to 1278 and encodes 425 amino acids. NCBI's taxonomy places the organism in Eukaryota, Fungi, Ascomycota, Sordariomycetes, Sordariales, Chaetomiaceae. The record is from RefSeq and is a predicted model, not a curated record. Gene Ontology annotation, cellular component: RNA polymerase II, holoenzyme. Gene Ontology annotation, biological process: mRNA 3'-end processing. Gene Ontology annotation, molecular function: RNA polymerase II C-terminal domain binding.